This is a messenger RNA of Xenopus laevis (African clawed frog), 1197 nucleotides long. RefSeq names its product N-formyl peptide receptor 2-like. The transcript has a single exon. The coding region runs from base 72 to 1025 and encodes 317 amino acids. The record is from RefSeq and is a predicted model, not a curated record. Lineage: Eukaryota; Metazoa; Chordata; Amphibia; Anura; Pipidae.
GUUACAGUCUAUCUCCUAAAGUUGAUGACUUUCCCACUGAUGUCGAUUUAGGAAAAUUACCAAACUAGGAAAUGAUUGAGUACGUGGCACAAGCAAUAAGAUUCACGUGUUUCAGCCUAACAUUCAUUUUAGGAACUGUGGGCAAUGGAUUAGUCAUCUGGAUUACAGGAUUCAAAAUGAAAAAGACGAUGACUACGAUUUGGUUUCUCAACCUUGGGAUUACAGAUUUCUCUUUCUGCCUGAUUCUUCCUCUGUAUAUUACUGAAUGGGCACUGUGGGGUAACUGGCCCUUUGGUCGGAUAAUGUGCAAGAUUAGCAAUUUCUCUACAGCCCUAAAUCUGUCUGCAAGUUUGUUAUUUUUAACAACAAUCAGUAUUGAUCGCUGUAUCUGUAUUCUGUACCCAAUAUGGUCAAGAAACCACAGAACUUCCAGGUUAGCAGCAAUCAUCUCAGCAAUCAUCUGGCUCGUCUCUAUGGCUGCCUAUUCCCCUUUAAUUUUGUUAAUCGAUAAUAUAAAUGACAGCAAUUUUUCUGAAUGUUCUUUAACAAAUGGAGCCUGGGAAAACGUAACCAUUAUUGAUUUUGAGACUUCCCUUCUAAGGUUCCAAGCAAUGAUCAUUACUAGAUUUGUGUUCAGCUUCCUGAUCCCCUUAUCCAUCAUUGUUGUUUGCUAUGGGCUCAUUGCAUUCAGAGUGAGAAAAAGCAGCAGAAUCCCCGGGUCGACUCGAACCCUAAAAAUCAUAAUUACAACUGUCCUUUGCUUUUUCUUCUGCUGGGCUCCUUAUUUUGUGUUGCCUAUAAUUUAUAUUGCCGGCCAUUACAAACUAUCACAUCAUCACUUCCUCCUUAAUGAACUAGCAAUAUGCUUAGCUUUCGGUAACAGUUGUCUUAAUCCAAUAAUCUAUGUUUUCACUGGCCGAGAUUUUAAACAGAUUUUGAGAAAGUCCAUUCCGUUCCUUCUGGAAAGCCCAUUCAACGAAAGAAAUGACCCCCCAGAAAUUCCGGAAGAGAACGGCAUUUUAUAAACAGAAAUGGUGGCUUGGUAUAUAAAUGUUCUAAUAUAGGCUUUCCAAAGUACUACAAAGGUGAAUUUAUUGCUAGUGAAAUUUUUCACUUUGUUUCGCCUCACAAAUUAUUUAUUAUUUAUUAACCCUCAAAUUCGACUCUUGAUAAAUCUGCCCCUUGAUGUACAUACAA